This is a messenger RNA of Emiliania huxleyi CCMP1516, 898 nucleotides long. RefSeq lists its product as hypothetical. NCBI's taxonomy places the organism in Eukaryota, Haptophyta, Isochrysidales, Noelaerhabdaceae. Gene Ontology annotation, molecular function: electron transfer activity; heme binding. The coding region runs from base 17 to 733 and encodes 238 amino acids. Gene Ontology annotation, cellular component: plasma membrane. Gene Ontology annotation, biological process: respiratory electron transport chain. The transcript has 2 exons. The record is from RefSeq and is a predicted model, not a curated record.
CUCAUCACCGCGCAAAAUGCUGCUGCGCGCACGUGCUCCGAGGCUGCUGUUCCGCUCAUUCACCGCGAGCCCACCCAAGGCCGCUCCCACGCCGAUUGCUCCGAGGCUCCUCCCCGCACGCCGCUCGCUCAGCUCGAGCGCCGUGCAGUUCGAGGAGCAGUACGCGGGCGGCCUGCAGUGGCUGCACUGGGCGAUGGCUGCAGGAUUCGCGGUGACGCUGGGCACGGCAAAGCUCUCACAGUGGACCACUGCUGACACGCCGUGGAACGGUGGCCGCACCAAAGGGCAGACGAAAGGCUACCUGAUGACGAUCCACAAGUCGACUGCGGUGCUCCUCACUGCCGCCAUCGUGCCGCGGGUGGCACUGAAGUUGCUCACGCGCGUGCCGGCGGCGCUGCCCGGAGGAAGGCUCGAGCACCUCGCCGCGGACGUCUCUCACGGGCUGCUGUACGGCUUCAUGCUUUGGAUGCCCGCGACCGGAAUGGCGAUGGGCUACUUUGGCGGCAAGGGCGUCCCCUUCUUCUGGCAGUUCACCAUCCCGGGCAAGGCCGACAAAACAAAGGAGGACGGCGCUUUUGCCGGCAAGAUGUUUGGCUGGCACACGACCGCGGGCAGCCUCCUCUACUACCUCAUACCCAUACACGUGGGCGGCGCGAUGGUGCACGUGCUCAAGGGCCACGCCAUCUUUGCCCGCAUCACGCCGGGCCUCAAUGCCGCCGUGAAAUCGGCCUGACUUGACUCCACACAGCGCUGCUCUAGCCCACGGUUUGCUCACCGGGGAGUCUGCUCCAAUGAGAAGGAACUUGCUCACCCGGGAGUCUACCGGGCGCUCGACAAACCCUUGGAGUAGAGUAUGAAAAAAAACGUUGGGUUUGUACUAUUAACAACGAAGGCGCUC